Messenger RNA from Mya arenaria, 9597 nucleotides. RefSeq names its product rho GTPase-activating protein 39-like. Gene Ontology annotation, cellular component: cytoplasm; cytoskeleton. The transcript has 14 exons. Gene Ontology annotation, biological process: signal transduction. The coding region runs from base 761 to 4615 and encodes 1284 amino acids. Gene Ontology annotation, molecular function: GTPase activator activity; protein binding. Lineage: Eukaryota; Metazoa; Mollusca; Bivalvia; Myida; Myidae. The record is from RefSeq and is a predicted model, not a curated record.
AAGAUGUAGCUACUGAUUUUGUUACUGGUUCCAGUUUCUGUGUUUCAAUGCUUGUCUUUUGUGCCUAGAUAAUUAUGUAAACACAGAAAAAAUAGUGGUGCCAAAAAUAAUGGAUAACAGUUUUGGUACAGAAAUAUUAUUGUGUGUCCAAGUUAUGACAAUGGAAGGAAAAUGCAAAAAUUAUGGUUUAAAUAAAAACUUUUAUAUGUAUUUUAUAAGUUGUCUUGUAGGAAAAUUGAUUAUUGCAAAAAAUACAUUAUUUAAUGGAAAUGAUAAUAUUUAAGUUUUUCUGUGAAUUCAAAGGAAGACUGCUGUAGAAAAAAAUAAAAAUGGAAUGGAGGAUUUGUUUCGAUGCAAAAUAAUUUGAAAUUGUAUAUUGUUUGAAAUUGAAAAUACAAUGAUCUGAAUUUUCUUAAAUAAUUAAAGAUAAAAGAUGAUUUGGAAUGCUUCUACAAAAGCAUAAGAGUGAAAGAUUGAUUUCAGCAUUUUCUUGAAAAUGACAGACUUUCUUUCUAAAAGGGUAACUCAGUGUUAUUUUAUGAUGAUGCAAACUGCCACUGAAUUCAAAUGAAAUUAUUAAACCAAGAUUUUAUAAAAUCUGUUUUAUUGGAUGGAAUUCUGGGAAAUAUUGCAACUCUUCGCGAAUGUGGAGUAUCAAUAAGUUCAUGUAAAACUUCUUUCGUCCUAACAGAAACUUAAUAGCAGUGACACUUUUGAAAAAAAGUUCAACAAUUUACAUUUUGAAAAUCGGUUGAUCAUCAUGGAGUUCCGGGAAAUGUUCAUGUUCAGUAGCUUCAGGGCAGACAACUGGGUGUCCGAGAGUUUCCAGAGGUUUGAAAACUUCUGUAGUCAAAUGGACGCUAUGACAUCAAGGUCUUUACUCGACAUGAAACCGUUCGAGCCCCUGUCUCUGGACAUGCGACCUUUCUCACUAAGUGAUACUCUUAUUCCGCUCGAUCUUUUCCACAGAAAAAAGACGGAUGACAAUCAGUGGUGGGAAUUGUUUGACCCGAACACAUCACGUUUCUACUACUACAACGCCACGAGUCAGAAAACCGUGUGGCAUCGGCCCCAGAACUGUGACAUCAUACCGUUAGCCAAGCUACAGACAUUGAAACAAAACACAGAGGUUAGGGAUGAGUUGGCUGCACCAAAACGGGAAAUCUCCACCCAAACUCCGCAGCCAAACACGAGACGAGAGCACCACGUGCGCACAGGGUCGUUGAAGGAGAAAUCCAGCCAGCCCUUUACCAGUCCCCAUCCUGGCAGAAAGCAACGAUACAGUCGCCAGGAUUCCAGCUCUUCGUUAAGCAGCUCUGGCCAUUAUGAGAGUUUCCGAGAACAAAGAUCCAGUCUGGAGCGUGUUAGCUCGGAACAGCUCCGUAGACGUGGAUCACAAACAAGUUCACAUUCAUCCACCCAUGCCGGCUACUCGUCAAGUCCAUCAUUUCAGAGUGGGCUCGGGCGACGGGAAAGUUUUGAAAUGUCACCCCGCUUGGUGGACUCCCCACGAUUGGGGCGAAACCAUUCCGCUGUGCAUAGGAGCGAGAGUACACAAAGUGGUGGUAUGCCCAAUCGAUCAGGGAGUUAUAGAUAUCCAGAUACAAGAAUAAGGGAGGAACUGCCUCAGUCUUACACGCGCGAUGACUCGUACCUGUAUCAAGGGCGUGGGUCGGGAUUUGCCCGCGGUGGAUACCACCGGGGCAGUGGGAGUGAUAAGGAGUACGUGUAUUCCAGUAGAUCAGAAACCUAUACUCCGCCAAAUAGACUUGACUCAUUUACACCACCACCAUUACAUUCAAGAGAGAACUCUUUCCACGAGUCUGUCCAUUCUCAUGAAGACUCAGUUCCCGAUCAUCACGAACAUCUCUACAGCCCUGUCUCAGUUCAGUCAUCUCAUUCAUCUAGCUAUCGCCAAGAAAACUUGUACAGUCCAGUGAUGAAUAUUUCCCGCGGGGAGAGUGAUCGCUCCCGCUUUAGCCCGAUUAACGCAGGAACCCCGACACCAACUCGGGAAUUAGAAGGUGGUUCGGAUAGAAUGUACAGUCCUGUUAUACCUUCUGACAACCAGUGUUUAGCAUUUAGCCAAGACAUUCUGUGUCAACAACAGGGUGGCCAUGUAAGUCCUUCACCUACUAAACCUAAGUUACGAUUUCCUAGGACUAAUCCAACUUACAUAGGUGGAAGUAAACGUGACGGAAAUGCGGGUUAUAGGAAGAUAGGUCCUGACCAGCUGUCAGACUCUGGUGCUAGUGACGGUCAACCAGUGAAUAUGUCUGCAAUGCAGACAUCACAAAUUCAUCCGGAAUAUUUUGAAACAGGAUUUCCUAAUCGACAUGAGCGUUCAGAUAGUGAUACUUCCCACUCUUCUCCACAUGCUUACGGUGUUGAACGUAAAGACAGUCGUUCAUCGCAUUCAUCAAUGCGUUUACGUGACAAUGAUCGAGAUCGUGACCUCUCAGAUUCUCAAUCCUCCCAGGGGUCAGUGCGAAAUAUGUCGGAUGUUCAGUCCGAGGGGUCGUUACGAAACAUGCAGGAUAGUGCUGUGUCAUUUCAAGAUUCCAUUUCUUCGCGUGGAUCAAAUCGGAGUUUUGGUGCAGAUCGUGAUAAUAAAGAUCGGACUAAAGGUGACUUACAAUUUAGUAAUGUUACUAAUAAUCAAUACUUACAGCAACAGCAGCAAAUUUCUAAAGUCCCAGAUGAAGACGAGGAUUCAGAACCAGAAUAUGCAAAUAUUUUAAAUAUUCCUCCACCAAUGAAAAUAGAAGAAUUAAGUGACAUGAAAGUAACAGAUAUAAGCCCUGUAAAAUUUCAACUUAAUGAUGAAAAUAAUAUUAGAAAUGUAUUGAAAGAGCGCAACUCUAAUAUAGACGUAGUGGACUUUGGUGGGGAUUUACGUAAUGGGGAUGGUUCGGUCACGCUUGAGUUGACACGGGAGAUGAACGGGAAAACAGAGGAAGAGGAGGCGGAGGAGUUAGACCAGGUCAUUGACCUCAUGCAGAGUUCACAGUAUUCUGAAGAUCAAGGCUUUGAAGACACAGAGAAUUCUAACGUGUUCCAAAACCCGAUGUUCCUUGGUGGUAUCCCAGUAAGCCUUGAAACCCAACAUGCCUCAUUGAAGCGGAAAAAGCCUGAGAAACCGGAGGGGGGCCAGGGAAGUCCAGGUUCAGAAAAGUCUCACUCCAUGAACCUUGACCUCACCCAUAGACCUCUGUCGAUGGUGGUGCCCAGCCAGUCUGAGUCCAGCAUGCCGGUGUCGUCCAGUAUUGGAUCCCUUAGUAGACAGGGUCGAGCUGGAACAUGUCCACCAAUGCGGGAAGGCAAGCACCUUUCUGUGAAACAGAAACUGCCGUCUGACAGCGACAUUGAGAAUUAUGCCCAGCAACAUCUCAACAAACACAAGAAGGGACUGUUUGGGAAAAAUGUUCCCUUUACUAACAUGCUCAAAUGGUCGAAGGACCUGAUCACCAAGCCGAUGCUGCGGACCAAUGACAAGAAUUGCAAGAAAGAAGCUGUCGAGGUGUUUAAGCUGAUCCAAGCUUACAUGGGUGAUCGUAAGACCAAGCUCACUCAGUCACAACUCGCGCUGGAAAUCACGAGCAAGGGGUGGAUGCUCGGCCCUGAUCUCCGUGACGAGAUUUUAAUACAAAUCUGCAGGCAGACCACUGAGAAUAAGAAAGAGGACAGCUUACAGCGAGGCUGGGAGUUAAUGGCGAUUCUACUCAACUUUUUCCCGCCCACCCUCAAGUUUUACAACUAUCUUGAGGGCUACAUCGGCAAACACAUUGACCCAAAAUAUGACCUGGAAAAUUUCUCUCUGGCUCGCUGGUGUAAGACCCACGGCAUCCGAUACACGGAUAUCAUUGAUGACGAGCAUUACAACCAUGUUCCCAUUCACCACUUUGCAGAGCACUGCAAGCGGCGUCUCGACAGGAGCAUGCAGUCUGGGGCCAAACGAGGCGUGCGCAAACCUUCCAUGGAUGAAAUUGAACAGGCAAAGAAGUCCAUCUACUGCCCGUCCAUGUUUGGGAGCACGUUGGAAGAUGUGAUGAAAAUGCAGAGAGACCAUUACCCGGACAGACGGUUACCAUGGAUACAGACGACGCUCUCUGAGUGGGUUCUAAGGCUUAACGGUGCUCAGACGGAAGGGAUCUUUAGAGUCCCAGGUGACAUUGAUGAGGUCAACACACUUAAGAUCCACUGUGACCAAUGGAAGACACCGACAGAAUGUUCCGACCCCCAUGUCCCCGCCUCACUGCUCAAACUCUGGUAUCGCGAGCUUGAGUCUCCACUCAUUCCUGCAGAGUUCUACAGUGACUGUGUCAAUAAUUUUACAAAUGCAGAGGCAGCUGUUGACGUGGUUAACAAGUUGCCGGAAAUCAACAGGCUGGUGUUAGCGUAUCUAAUACGAUUUUUGCAGGUAUUUGCAGCAAAUGAAAAUGCGUUAGUUACUAAAAUGGACGUGAACAACCUCGCAAUGGUGAUGGCGCCGAACUGUCUUCGAUGUCAGUCGCAGGAGCCCCAGGUUAUAUUCGAGAACACGAGGAAAGAAAUGGGCUUCAUUCGAACACUCAUACAGAACCUCGACACUAGCUUUAUGGAUGGGAUUGAAUGAUGGAUGUUUUUAUUGGGGGAAAUUUAGUGGUACCCAGUAAGGGCCUCCUGUUAAAUGAAAGAUGUUAAAGGGGUGAAUCUGGAUAUUUCCCCUAAGGGCCUCAUAGUGUGGUAAUGAAAUGGGAGAUCCUGCCAACCCUGUAAGGGCCUCGUUGUUGAAAUAAGAAAUGAUGAAAUAACCAUAUAAUGCAGGAGAUGGGUAGAUUCAUUGUUGAAGUAGGGGCUAUGGCUAGGAAGGGGCCCCAGUACUUUGGUUGCUGCAAGGGCUGUGAUUGUUUACAUAUUUAAUUAAUUGUCUCUCACUUUUAAAUCCAGACUCUUCAAAAACUUACAUUUUUGAGUUUUUCUAGAACAUUGUAGAACAGUGGUUGACGUAGCAUUGUGAGGUUUCUAUUGCAAGCUUAACUUGAUUGCAGGUUUUUUAGAACUAUUUUUUCUUUGCUUGUCUACCAUAUGGGCCUCACAACACUUAUGGGCUUCAAAUUUUAGAAUAAAAUUGAUAUUGUAUUGACUUGUUUCUUAACUUUUAAUACAACAAAAAAAUGAACAGUUUUGAUGGAUGUUAUAAAACAAGAAAUAGUUAUUAUGAUGUUAGAAUCAUGUUUUUGAAAUUAAUGAUAUAAGCAAAUGAAUAAUUCAGGAGAAAAAACAUGAAAAACGUUCCUUCGUAUUUGACCUGCCAUUUAUGUCUGUGCAAUUUUUAUAAAAGCAGAAAAUAAGAUAGAAGUCUAAUGAAAUCACAAUUGCUGAUUUUCUUGUUCAAAUCAGUUAUAAAUAAAUUGGUCUGUCAUCCUUAGCAAACUUGUGUUUCUUGGCGAUGUUACAUUGUAUACUUUUUCACUGCAUCUAGCGAUAGCUUAAAUUCAUCAUUUCAUCUUGGGCUUUGUAUUUUCAGAAAUGUGAUAUUUGUAUGUUUUUAAUCAUUACUUCAUGAAUCAAACUGCAGCUGGUGUCUAUAUAUCAUAUCUGCCAUACAUAGUUUUCUUGUUUGCAUUAAGUUAUUCUAGUGUAAUAUUAUUAAUUAGUAGCAGACCACCUUAGUAUUUAAAAAAAUCUUAGAAAAAAAAAACUUGAUUUAACAAUUUUUAUACAAAUAUUUAUAUAUUAUUUUGCCAUUGAAAGCUGGUCCAGCUUUUAUGUCUUUAUAUUUCUGAUUUUCUGAUAAGCCCACUCUGGCUUUAAUGGACAGUUUAUGUUGUUACGAUGUAUCCAUGUUGUUUUUGGUAUCCCUCAUGUUGGUGAAUAGUAUUUGAUUUGUAUCUUAUUGUUUGUUUUUAACAUUUUGUUUUUCUGUACGAUGUUGUUAAGUUUAUAUUCUAGUUGGAAUAUUUUAAGUGGAAUAGAUGAUAUUAUUUUGUGAGAGGCAUAAUCUGCUGAAAUUUGAAUAGAUCUGUUUGAUUUUAAUAUUGGAAUAAAAUGUUAAGAAUCAUUGGCAAGAAUAUUCUUCUGUUUAGGUGUACAUUUAGUCCAUGCAUCAAUUCAAAUACCAAAAUUUACUGUGGAUGAUACACUUAGAUAGAUAAUGCGCAAAAGAAAAAUACCGGUAGAGAGAAAAAUGGGUAAAAGAAUACUCUUAAUACUAUGUUAAACAUUGAAAAAAACAAACAAUCCAUUUAUUGCAAGUCUAUUAAUAUGAUUCAUAGGCAGGAAAAUUUUAUUACAUAUUCUGUGGAGUAUUAACUACAGCUCUAUAUGUACUAUCUAUCUAUGUACAAUUAGGAAAUUAAUUCCUUGUGAUACAUCCAUUGAACAAAAAAUGAAUUGACGAUAGUUGAUACAAGACUUAAAGUACAUAUAACAUGGCAAAAGAAAAAUCUAGUUUAUUUAAGUUUAGUUUUGAUCAAACGCAUUCAUUUCAUUCAUCAUCGCUUUUUGAACAAAGUUUACACUCCUUAUAUUAAGGCUAUAUUGGAAAUAUUGUAGGUGUGUUAUAACUAUAGGGUGCUUAUAUGAAGAUGGUCAUAUAUUUGUUUUUCUAUGAGAAUGUUCCAGAAACUUGAAAUACAUGUAUUGGUCUGAAUUCUUUUUCUUUCUGUAUGGAAUUUGUUAUGAUUGAUUUUCAUAACAUGUGUUGGUCAAUAUUUAUAGGGCACAUUUAGUCGAAGAUAUAACACAAGCAAUUUAUUAAUAUUAUUAUGGUUUUCUUUUAGUAUUUAAAAUUAGUUUGGUAUUGUGCUUUGACAUUUAGUGUACAUGUGUAUAUAUUAGAGCUCUUAAUUUGUUUUGUUUAAAACAGUAGUUAUCCAUUUAAAUAAUUUCCUCCAGUUUAGCGGGUCUGGUUUUCGAAAAAGAAAGAAUGUAGAGGUGUUGUCCUGGCCUUGGUGUCAUCGUCAACGUUUUUUGCGAAACAUUUUACACUAAAAAUUGUUCAAAUGAAACUUGGUAUUCAUGUUGCAAGUGACAAUACACACAUGUUUAGCAAGGGCUAUAACUCUGGCUUAAUAGUUGUAAAGUUAUGCCCCUUCUGAGACUGAAGAAACAAAAACAGACGAGCCUUGGCCUUGACACUCUCGGAGCUCUGUUUUUUGUUUUUUUCAUAUUCAGUAUACUACAUAAACAUAAAUAAACAUAAAAAAGGUUAAAUCAAUUUAUUCUUACAGCAAUUAAAUUUAAAAUAAAAAAAACAUACUAUGACUGUGUCUUUUAAUAAAAGAAGAACAUGUACAUUCUUUCAAAGACUUUGUUUAUAAUUGAUUUAGUAACAAAGUCAGGAGCAAGCUGAAUUUUUCAAUUUAUACUAUGUCAAAAAAUAGCUGAAAAAAGUUAUUUCUGGAUUUAUGACACUUUUUUAUGACACUUUUCACACUUUUAUGUCUGCAUUCAGUUGAAAUUUAGUACUGAAGCAAAAAAAAAUAAGGUUGUCUGACAGUGUUGAAUAAGAAAUACCCAUAUCUUAUGUAUGUGUAAGUGUAAAUGACCUUGACCAUGUCUCCUGUGAUAAUUAGGUUAACUUUAAGCAUACUACCAAGUUUGGUAAGGAUGUUUUCCAGUGUACAUCCAAGUAUGAAUGAGUAAAUGUACCAAUAUCAUACACCCAUUAAUCAUGUUAAAUAAAAUAUUUGCUUGGAAGGAUAUUAGGAAAUAUUGAAUAUACCAGAUAAUAAAACAGUUUUCUCAAUGAAAAAAAGAAUUCCAUGGUCAUGUUUGGUUAGAUACAAAAUAAUAAUGUAUUUAUGUUCAACAAGAGACCUUGACUUUCAAUACUUUCAUUCUUUUUAUUCUGUAUUUUUUACUGCGAAGUUUUGCAUUUAAUAAUAAAUUUAUUUGAACAUUUUAUCUUUACCUCAACAUCAGUGAUUCAUAAUUGUAUAUUACCUUUUUGUUGAAAAUUAAAUAUGAUUGUAAUUUGUAUACCUCUUUGUGUACCAAACUAAACACUUGUUCAGUAAUUGAUACCUCAUGAAACUAAUCAUGUUUAAUAGCAUUAAACCCAUUCACAAAGUUUGUGUAUUAUGAAAAUUAAGGGAAUGUUACAUUUAUCUUGUAAAAUAGCAUUUAAGGAUAUGACAAAGGGGCAUUCUGGCUAGAACAUUUGUGGAGUUGGUAUUUCUGUCCGUAGUGAACUGAAAUGUUAACAAAAUUAUGUUGGUUUGUCUUAUAAAACACAUUUUACAUUUAUUUUCAAUACUUCAACAUGAGAUAUAGCUACUCCAUAUUGUGUUUUUCAAAGUACAACUUGAAAGUAUUGGUUCAUACAUAUUUGCGAAGCAUUUUUUCGAUUUUUCGUUACAAGUUUAAUAACAAAGAAUGCCUAAAUGUUCCUCAUUAUUGUAAAAGCCAAAUCCAUGACCACGUAUUCCUUACAUUCAUGUGUAAAUUAUCUUGCCCGAUGUUGUAAUAAUGUUAAUCUGCAUUCAAAUUGGUGUUACAUCUGGAGUAAAUUUCAGAGUAAAUUUGAAAAGUAUACUCUUUUGUAAGUACUUAUGACUUCUUUUGUGUGAAAAUGUAACCACUUUAUAAAUGCUGUUUGAAAUGCCAGUAUUUAUUGACUCGUCUGUGUUGUCGUUUUUUGUGCCAUGUAUUUUUUUUUUUAAUUUAAAUGAUUCCUAAUCAAAAUAUUGUCAAUUGUUGUCUAAAAGAACACAAUUUUCAAAGAAAUGUUUAUAAUUGCGUUCUGUGUAAAAGAAAUUGUAAAACUGAUGGUAAAAACAACAACAGCAAGAUAAAGUUAGGCCAUAUCAAAUAUUUUUUGUAUUAAGCAGUCAUUGGGGCGGAUAUUGUUUAGAUAAACGAAAUCGUUGUUAACUUUUAAAAAGGAAAUAUUUGAAGAUAUGCUCAUAUAUUUAAGCAGAAACAAAUUCCUCUAAACAGUUGCCUCAAAAUAUUGUUAGAAAUACUGCGUGUCAAAAUUGUAUCCAUUCAACUUCCAGAGCAGUAUCGAUUUAAAAGCUGACAACAAUGACGUAACAACGUUGUUUAAUGUAACAAAGUUCUGAAGAAUUGACCCAUUUAUAACUUUAAAAAAAUGCAAGUUUUAGAAGAUAAAAAGAUGUAAUAAGGUUACAGAGGAAUUUAAGUAAAACAGAUCCUACAGUAAUGACAUGAGUUGACUGAUAAGCCUUCAUUGUACCCAGGUUUCCAACCAAUAUCUGAUGCUUUAUAAUCACAAACAUUUUUGUCAGGUAAAAAGGUAAUUGCUUUAAGACUGAAUGAAAUUUCUAAUUUAUCAUGGUAUGUGCACAUUUAAAUACCAUGGUAAAUCAUGUUUAAAUGCUGUAGAUGAAAAAAAUUGGUUCGGCCUUAAUUGCAGUAAAUUAGUUUUUUAGUGAUUUCUUUUCUUCAUGUAAAUGUUUAUGUUUGUGAUCUGAACAUUUAUUAAAGUGGUAUUGUUGCCUCCCAAAUGCUAUGAAUAUGUCCUCAUUAUAUAUUAUUAUCAUUUUUGUACAUGUUUAGAUUGAUUUUAUUUAUCAUAUAGUUUACAUUGUAGCCUGGUAUUUUGUCUUUUUAACACUGCAAAAUGCUGCAAUAAAAUUAUUACAUUUU